Messenger RNA from Emys orbicularis (European pond turtle), 2755 nucleotides. RefSeq names its product ring finger protein 169 (gene RNF169). Gene Ontology annotation, biological process: double-strand break repair. The record is from RefSeq and is a predicted model, not a curated record. Bases 287 to 1780 code for a protein of 497 amino acids. The transcript has 7 exons. Gene Ontology annotation, cellular component: nucleus; site of double-strand break. Lineage: Eukaryota; Metazoa; Chordata; Testudines; Emydidae. Gene Ontology annotation, molecular function: ubiquitin-protein transferase activity; nucleosome binding.
AGAGCACCCAUCAAAUUAUGCAAGCCAGGGGAAUUGCGUGAGGAAUAUGAAAGCCAGCUGAGGAAGCAGCGGGGUAGACAGAGCAGUUUCACCUAAGAAGAGGGCACCUUUAAAGACUACAUAAACCUGGACAGGUUCAAGGAAGAGAAGAUGUCAAAUAUGCAAGGAAAAAGGCUGUGUCAAAUAUUGGUCCUAACAACGCCCCGGCGAGUUUAAGUUGAGGGAAGAAAAAUUACAAGAGGAAAAAACGUCUGAGGAUCUGAUCCACAAGCUAAUUCUAGAAGACAUGGAAGUGGGAAAAAGAAAAAUAGAAGAACAGCAAAAAAAAGAUGAACCACUAAUGCUUAAAAUGAAUCAAGAAUGUUUUCCAGAACGCCUCUCGGAUUCAGAGAAUGAAGAACCAUUCCAGAGCAAACACACACAUCGGUCGGCUUUUGUCUCCAAAGGCAGCGCCUAUUCUUUUGCCUUCCUGACAGGGAACCUAACCUCCAAACUGGAAAGGAGUCAGAGUUGCAAUGACACCAUUCGAGAUCGAUCAAAGAGCAGGCAGAGAUCAGCCCCAGCCAACAGAACAAAGGUUCCAUCCGUGACCAGUGCGUCAACUCCCAUCGUUGGAGUUUUGUCAUCCACCCAAAACAAUCGCUGCCUCUCUGCCCCAGAUUUGACAGCAGAAAAGCGUCUGGUUUUCAACUCGGUUUCGUCACUCUCCAUCCUGCACAAGCCGGAGCGAUCCAUCAGCCCUGAGAGCAAUGACAGUAUCUCAGAAGAGCUCAAUCAUUUCAAACCCAUUGUCUGCUCACCAUGCACUCCUCCCAAGAGGCUUCCCGACGGCAAAGUCUUGAGUCCUUUGAUUAUAAAGUCUACUCCAAGGAACCUGAACCGAAGCCUGCAGAAACCAACCACCUAUGAAGCUAGUCCCAGAAUCCUGAAAAAAUGGGAGCAAAUAUUUCAGGAGCGCCAGAUUAAAAAGACUCUCUGUAAAGCUACCCUUACAUCUCUGGCUUCAGAGACCGGAGAGGACUUUCUGGUUCCUGACAUUGCUAACUCCAAUAAAGAGCAGCCACGAAUGUUAAAUGAUCAAAUUCCACCUGGUUCUGCGGCACACACAAACACAGAGUUAGAUUAUUUCCCUUCGAUCAGUGAAGUGAAGCUCGAAAGGACUAGUCACAAGAAAAACCGUUCACAGGCCUUAACAAUGGAUGGCAGUUCCUCUGAACUAGAUACAAGAGCAAAUGGAAUCUCUCUGAACACUCAAAUUUCAGAUGUGUCUGAAGUAAAAACAAAUUCAUAUCUGGACAAAUCUUGUCUUAGCAUUGGGGCAAAACUAAUGACCAGAAGAAUAAUUGGAGUCAACCCAGCACUGCCAGGGAACAGUAUGCUAGGGGUUUCUGUCAAGACAGCCGGAAAAAAGCAGCUUAAAUACCUGAACAAUAGUGAAUUGAUCAACGUACAAAAUGGUACCUGCAAUUCUGUUGAAAAUGUUAUUGGCGAACAGCCCCCUUCACUGAGACGAGGACGAAAGCGACACUGUAAAACAAAGCACUUGGAACAGAAUGGUUCCGUUAAAAGACUGAGGCAGACAGCUGGCGAGAUGGGCUUGGCCACAGCUGAUCCUUUAGUGAGGGAGAUGGAACAGAAGCUGCAGCAGGAGGAGGAAGACAGGAGGCUGGCCUUACAACUGCAGCGAAUUUUUGACAGUGAAAACAGGACAAUGGAUAGGCGGAAAGGAAGAGUAGAUCAAUAUCUCUUGCGGUCAAAGAGCACUACAGGUGCAAAGUAGCACUUAGGAACAAUGUUGCCUUUUGUAGAGGACAUGAGGUUUAUCAAAAUAUCCUAUAGGAGGAACUAUUUUCUUGUCAUACUACCACCCACAAAUUUUUUUUUUUCCUUUUUGAUGGUAAGACAUUUUAGAUCCAGUUCAUGCUGAAGCCAGGGUCCUUGCAGGUUAAAAACAAAAAUUCACCUGUCCCGUUUUGUCCAUCACUCUGAAAGACAACUGAUCCUCACCAUGUAUACGUUGAAAUGUACUUAAACAUAGUAGGUGACAUUUCUGAGUUAAAUGCUGGUGGUGACCAUCUUACUAAGGCAAUGGGAUACCAAGUAUAGGAGCCCAAUGUUAAGGACCCUGUCAAUCCAAUGUCCAGCCUGCUGCAUCAUGUCAGACAGAAAUUAGGGAUUGAAAACACAUUUACAUAAAUCUUCUAGACUGUUUCUCUCCAACAUCCCAAUCCUGUGCCUGUUUCACUCUCUCCCUUAUGCUGCAGCCAGAUACUGUGACUGGAUCAUAAGUUAGACCAUAGUGAUGUAAACUCCCUGGUUUGUGAUAACCUUGUAACAAUGGGACCCCUUAAGAAAGAGGCUGUGAGCCAUGCUUUCUCCUUUGUGUCCUAAGGAGCAAGUGGAUACACCGAUAGCGGAUACGAUUCAGUAACACCUUCCAGGGGCACAAAAAAUGAAAUACAUUAGACAGCGUAGAUCAGAGGUUAUUUUAAUGAGACCAAAUGAAAUGUAGGAAACCUGCAAACCAAGGAGUUUACGGAAAAUGCAUUGUUGAAAACUAGUUAAUCAAUGUUGGUAAUAUCACAGAAAACUUAGCUAUAAAGAAAAGGCAAAGUGAAUACUUCCAACCCACUCUCUUGGGAUGGCACGAAGGUGAAACCAAUCAACGUGGUUUUGCUCAUCUUGGACAUUUAGGAAGAGACGCAUCAGUAAGGAAGAGAGCCACCCAAAUGAAUCCGUUUGACAUUGGCAGCAU